Closterium sp. Naga37s-1 is the source of this 546-nucleotide messenger RNA. Lineage: Eukaryota; Viridiplantae; Streptophyta; Zygnematophyceae; Desmidiales; Closteriaceae. The record is from the annotation of a GenBank genome assembly.
CUGCACGACUGGUACGGUCGCCGUCAGGGUCGCGCUUCUGGAGCUCGGGGCUCUGCCUCUGGAGGUUCUUCUGCUGACGUCACUGGAGCUGGGAGUGGUGCUGGUCCCGGAGGUGCUCGUACUGGAGGUACUGGGGCCGCUGGGGCUGGAGGUGCUGAGCCUGAGGGUGCUACUAAUGGAGACCCUGGGUCUGGGGGUGCUGCUGCUGGAGACACUGGGGCUGGAGACCCUGGGACUGGAGGUGCCGGUUCUGGGGGUGCUGCUGCUGGUGGAGCUGGUCCUAGAGGAGCUGGCGCUGAGGGUUCUGGAGCUGCUAGAGGUGCUGGAGCUGCUGGGGGUACUGGAGCUGCUGGUGCUGGUGGCACUGCACAGCCCCGCCUGUUCUUUGCUCCACCGUCUCCGUCGUCUCAGCCACCGCCGGACUCUGUGCUUCGCCAGGUUCUUAGUCUCCCUUCGUCUACUAGUCUUCCGUUACAGCCCGGCUCACCGCUGCCUGCUCCUUCUCCUUACACUGAGCAGACAGGGGGUCUUACUGAGCGUCGGUGA